ACAGCCCGCGCCGCCCGCUCCGGCAGAGCGGCGCUGCUCCCGGGCGCCCCCCGCCCGGCACCGACAGCGCGUCCUCGGCGGCGGCCCCGCACUGCCCGCGCCCGCCGCCGCGGCUGAGGGGGGAAGAUGAACCCCGCGCCCGCGCCCCCGCCGCCGGGGCAGCAGGUGAUCCAUGUCACGCAGGACCUGGACACGGAGCUGGAGGCGCUCUUCAACGCCGUCAUGAACCCCAAGCCCAGCUCCUGGAGGAAAAAGAUCCUGCCCGAGUCCUUCUUCAGGGAGCCCGACUCGGGCGCGCACUCGCGGCAGUCCAGCACGGACUCGGGCGGCCCGCCGCCGCGGCCCGCCGCCGCGCAGCACGUCCGCUCCCACUCCUCGCCGGCCUCUCUGGUGGGCGCGGGCGGGGGCGCCGCGCCGCAGCACGCGCACCUCCGCCAGCGCUCCUACGACGUGACGGACGAGCUGCCGCUGCCGCCCGGCUGGGAGAUGGCGCUCACGCACACGGGACAGCGCUACUUCCUCAAUCACAUAGAAAAAAUUACAACAUGGCAAGAUCCUCGAAAAACUAUGAACCAGCAGCUUAAUCACAUUAGCCACCAUCCUGCAGCUGCUUCCACACCAAUGCCACAGAGGUCUAUGGCAAUGUCUCAGCCAAAUCUUGUUAUGAAUCACCAGCACCAGAUAGCAGCCAGCACGGCCGUGCCACAGCAGAGCCGCCCGGCACCAGCCCCACAGCCGCAAACGCAGCCCGGGCUGUUGAACGUGCCUAGUGCACUGACCACGCAGCAGCAGCAGCAGCAGAAGUUGAGGCUUCAGAGGAUCCAGAUGGAGCGGGAGCGCAUCAGGAUGCGGCAGGAGGAGCUGCUGCGGCAGGAAGCUGCGCUAUGCAGACAACUUCCCAUGGACUCAGAAAACAUGGCCCCAGUUCAGACUGCUGUGAACACACCUGCAAUGACGCAAGACAUGAGGCCUAUUACAAAUAAUGGAUCAGAUCCUUUCCUGAACAGUGGCCCAUACCAUUCCAGGGAGCAGAGUACAGACAGUGGCUUAGGACUGGGAUGCUACAGUAUACCAACAACACCUGAAGAUUUCCUCAGCAAUGUAGAUGAGAUGGACACAGGAGAAACUGUGGCACAGACAACAAUGAACAUAAAUCCACAACAGUCACGUUUCCCUGAUUUCCUCGACUGUCUUCCAGGAACAAAUGUUGAUCUUGGGACUUUAGAGUCAGAAGACUUGAUCCCUAUCCUCAAUGAUGUGGAGUCAGUACUCAACAAAAACGAACCCUUCCUUACUUGGCUGUAAUCAUCCAUUAUUUAAUGUUGAUUCAGCCCAUAAUGCAAUUCAACAUUUCCUUUUCCUCUUGAAAUAGAGGUAGAGCAUCUGAAAAUCCUCAGAGAUACAACUUGCUGCCUUAAUGACUUUUGUUAUUGACCAUCUUUGUGGUCAAUUUAAUCUCUGCCUGGAUUUGACUGACAGUAACUUAAAUAUAAAACAUUUAUAAGUAGCUUUUUCUCACUUAAAAAAACCCAAACCUCUAUUUUAUACAUUCAUAGAUCUUUUUUCCUUUUUUCUUUCUUUUCUUUCUUUUUUUUUUUUUUUUUUUUUUGGCCUUUACAGAUCAGGCAGAAAUGUUUCACUUUCAGGACAGAAAGUGGAUUGUGUGUGCAUCUCUGUAUCUGUUCUUAGUGAAUCACAAAAGGUAACUGCUAUGUCACUUGGUUCAAAAUCUUCGAAAUCCUGCACAGCAUUAAACCAUGAGAGCAGUUUUAUUGUGUUUAUGACAAUUAUACAAAAGUUUUUGUAUCGAUUUCCUUAAGCUUUUUUUUUUUCAUUAUUAGUGAAGCUGUGCUGUAUGGAAUGUAGAUUAAAUCUGAUCUGUAUCAGCUAUAAUUCUCAUUAUACAUACAUUUGUAAAGGCACAAGCAGUACUAUUGCAAUUUCUUUUUCAGUAUAUUACUGUAUAGUUUUCAGAUAAUAAAUACUUCCAAUUUGAAAGUAGCAGAGUUGUUUAGUAACAGUUUUACACUACUAUAUUGCUGUAAAAUAAAGCAGAUUGGUACUAACUACUGCCUUAAAAAGUGAUUAGAACAAGGAAUUUUAAAAAUGGAUCUUAGAUUUUGAUGUUUAUUAUAUUAAACACUGCAUUUUUGUAAUUUAACAUAUGAACAAAUAAUUUUUAUACAAAUCUGUGGCAAGUAUCUUAAGUGCAAAAAUAUGCUUUUAAAAUCAGGACAGAAAAAUGUAGCACAAGUUGGUAAUAUCAUAUGUAGUGAGAAAAAAUGUUGCUCAAUGUUUUCAGCAGUGAUGUUUUUAACUGACAAUGUUAAACUGUACAUGUUAUUGUAUACAAGAAAAAAGGUGGUCACUUUAUCAGAGCAAUGCUAAGCAGUAUUGUUACUUGUCUGGUAAAGUUGCUUAGUUCUUAACUCUUGCUUACUACAAUUGGUGUACAGGACACAAGGCAUGUUCCUUGUAUUCCUACCUAUUGUAUAUCCUAUAAAGGAUUCUUUGUCAGAUGUUUGGGACUGAGAAGGCAUCAAGGACAUUACACAUGCAGUUCCCCUGAAAUGCAAAUGAAGUCCUGAAAUUCUUAAAUAUUUUGAACUUAUAUUAUUUAUAAUCUAUGAAUUUAAGCUUUUUAUAUUGAAAAAUGUGCCUUUUUAUGAAAGGCAUUAAAAAACUUCUCUGAGCUUGAUCCAGGCUAUAUGGAGAGAGCAAGAGAUGUAGCACUCAGUAUAAAUGUAUGUUUGUCAGGUCUAAUAAAAGUAAUGAAAUCUAACCAGUGCACCAGAAUAUUAAUCAAUAAAUAUUUUUUUCCAUCUAGUUGGAGGAAGGUAGGUGAAAAGGUCAGAGAUGAAGUGAUGGGAAUAUGGAAUAGAUUUGGAAGAUGAAUGAUUAUGUUACAACUGUAGAUCCUUAGUGGGAAGGGUGGCUGCGGAUAUACACAGAAAAUGAAUCACCAGUGAUCAGUAAAAAAUAAGAUAGAACUUAAUACAAAAAAACUACCUUGUAAAAGAUGAACUGUUGGGUCCACCAGAGAAUGAAAGUUAAAAUAUACACACUAAACACUUAAAGAGACAGAAGGCAAAGACCUAGAACAAUGAUGAUGUAUUAGGCAGAGAAGAGUAGCUCUUUUGUAUUUCUUUUUUUUUAAUAUGAAGUAGGAAGUAACAGCAGAGUUGUGUCUGCACGGAAUUUAAUUACUCAAUGGGCAUUGUUUUUCUUUUAUUCCUUUUUUGGGUGGGUGGGUAUUUUUAUUACUUUAUUUUUGCUAGAGCUAACCAUGGCGAUAGCGGAACAUUCUAUUAAAAAAAAAAAAAGGCCUGACCAAUAUUACUGUAAUUAUGAUUAAUCUCUUUUAAAUAUUGCUUCAGAUUGUCAUCUUAAAUGAAGAACAGAUGGUCCUAAGGCUUUGUUCUUUAGUUACACUUUGUUUGAGUUAAAGAACUGGAGAUCUGGGGCAUCUGAUCGUGAUGCUAAAACCUGUAAGGCCAGCUCUUCAGCACUGCGUUAUUGGGCUAGCAAAGUUAAAGCUAUUGGUGCUAGAGAUUUACAGCAGCUACAGAUCUGAGCCCUAGUAUGUUCACUUGAUAUUGCAUAUCAUUAGAUGAAGUUUAGAAAAUACAGUUUAUGCAUUUGCUAAUAAAUCAGUACUUUUGUAAAUUUAAGUUGUCAUAAUAAAACAUAUU
Rhea pennata is the source of this 3692-nucleotide messenger RNA. It is a transcript of the gene WWTR1, whose product is annotated as WW domain containing transcription regulator 1. Bases 127 to 1305 code for a protein of 392 amino acids. Gene Ontology annotation, cellular component: nucleus; cytoplasm. Gene Ontology annotation, biological process: hippo signaling; positive regulation of transcription by RNA polymerase II. Gene Ontology annotation, molecular function: transcription coactivator activity; protein binding. NCBI's taxonomy places the organism in Eukaryota, Metazoa, Chordata, Aves, Rheiformes, Rheidae. The record is from RefSeq and is a predicted model, not a curated record. The transcript is spliced from 6 exons.